Molecule: messenger RNA, 1578 nt
Organism: Adineta ricciae
Lineage: Eukaryota; Metazoa; Rotifera; Eurotatoria; Adinetida; Adinetidae
Source: the annotation of a GenBank genome assembly
AUGAAUAUAAUUUCGUGUGUAUAUUUGUUACUCUUAAUUGAAUAUUCGCAUCAAUUAAACAAUGGACUGGGACGCACACCUCAAAUGGGAUGGAAUAGUUGGAAUCAUUUUCAUUGCAGUGUUAAUGAAACGGUUGCUCGGCAAACGGCUGAUGCUCUUGUACAAACAGGUCUUGCCGCAGCUGGAUAUCAAUAUGUUAAUUUGGAUGAUUGUUGGCAAAUGAGUCGCGAUGCUCAAGGUACUAUUCAAUCUGAUCCAAAGACGUUUCCAAGUGGCAUUCCAGCACUUGUUGAUUAUGUUCACUCAAGAAAACUUAAAUUCGGUCUUUAUUCUGAUCGAGGUUAUAAAACUUGUGCUGGUCGACCUGGCUCGCUGGGUUACGAAACCAAAGAUGCGAAUACAUAUGCUAGCUGGGGUGUGGAUUAUUUGAAAUUAGAUAGUUGUUACUUGAAUGGAACGGCUCCUGAAAUAUCUUAUUCGAUCAUGCGAGAUGCACUAAACGCUACCGGACGACCGAUUUUCUUUUCUUUGUGUGGCGGUGUAAGUCUGCGUGAUCUUUGGCCACCGAGUGUGGGCAAUAGUUGGCGAACAACUGACGAUAUUCAAGAUAAUUGGAAUUCAAUGAUUAGAAAUAUCAAUUUUAAUAACGAAUGUACUGAACGUGCGGGACCUGGCGGAUGGAAUGAUCCGGAUAUGCUUGAAGUUGGCAACGGUGGGAUGACUGAUGCAGAAUACGUCACUCAUUUCUCACUCUGGUGUAUAGCUAAAGCACCGUUAAUUAUUGGAUGUGAUGUAACAAAAAUGAGCGCUGCUACUUUAGCUACAUUAACUAAUCCAGAGGUAAUUUCUGUAAAUCAAGAUCCAUUAGGUAUACAAGGAAAGAAAGUUGCUGUGGCAAGUUCAUCAUCCAUAAAUGCUUCAAGUGAAGUCAUUGUUGAUAGUUGUUCAUCAACAACAUUAAUGAAACAGCCAAAACGUGGUCAAUGGGUUUAUAAUUCUCAGGAUGGCAGUAUUCGUUCGUUAUUUAAUGGACGAUGUUUAUCAAUCGAUCGAUGCAAUACACGAGAAGCCGCUUACGUUGUUUUGAGCGAAUGUCGCAUUGGUGAUCCACAAGCACAAUGUCAAGGCAAAAAUCAGCAAUGGGCGACAAAUGCAACUGAUCAAACAAUUAUAUCACAAAUGAAUGGAAAAUGUCUCGAUGUUUACAAUUUUGAUGGUCCAUCUGUCGAAGCAUUUACAUGCAAUAAACAAGACAAUCAAAUGUGGAUAUGGAAUACAUCAGACAAAACCGUCAGAAGUAAACAUAAUGGUGAAUGUUUAAUUGUUCAACAAGAGCUUGAAGUAUGGGCUGGUUCUCUUUUUGACGGUUCACAAGCAGUUGUACUAUUAAAUCGGGGUGAUAGUGGCAGUGAACCGAUUACUGUUCAAUGGACAGAUAUUGGUUUCUCUCGUGAACAAUCUGCAUCUGUUCGAGAUCUAUGGGCGCGAAAAGAUAUCGGAUCAUUCACACAAAAUUACACAUCACCAAACAUUAAUUCGCAUGCCGUGAUGAUGUUGAAAAUUACUCCAAUCAAAUGA